Molecule: messenger RNA, 3382 nt
Organism: Acanthaster planci (crown-of-thorns starfish)
Lineage: Eukaryota; Metazoa; Echinodermata; Asteroidea; Valvatida; Acanthasteridae
Product: fibroblast growth factor receptor-like
Biological process (GO): positive regulation of kinase activity; cell surface receptor protein tyrosine kinase signaling pathway; protein phosphorylation
Cellular component (GO): signaling receptor complex; plasma membrane
Molecular function (GO): protein binding; ATP binding; transmembrane receptor protein tyrosine kinase activity
Source: RefSeq, a predicted model, not a curated record
UACUGAAUGUAGAAUAUCCUCCAGACUUUUCAGUACCAACUGUCAUGCCAACCAGGCCGGUAGAAGAGGGCGAUACAGUAAUCCUGUCCUGCAGUGCAGAUGCCAAUCCUAAGCCUACCAACUUCAUCACCUGGGAGAGGGUCGGGUCUCUGGUCUUCUUACCCUCUGUCUAUAGUGAGGGUGCAAGCAACCUUACACUGAGCAGCAUCAGAAAGGAGCAGGCUGGGUCGUACAGAUGUCGAGGCAACAACGGCGUACCACCAGUUGUCCAUUCCAGCUCCGUUGACGUCAUCGUGCACUAUGGAGUAGAGAUUUUAAAUAAGAAUGACACCUCAGUUGGGGCAAACACUGGCUUCAAUGCUACACUUGUAUGUGUAGCCAAGGGUCAUCCCCUCCCCAGGAUGACCUGGCAGGGUCCAGAUGGUGUGGAGAUAACUAAUCAGACCAAUCUGGGAAGGAUAUUUCAGGUCGAUACCAUUAUUGAAGGAGAUGAUGUGUAUGGAUUCAUCAUGAGGAGCAUCGUACAAAUCAUUCAAGUGACUGCAAUGGGAGACUACGGUUCUUAUACAUGCAACAGCGGUAAUGGGAUUGGAAUGGUUGAUACCCUGACCAUUGUUUUGAAUGAUAAAGUCAAACCGUUGCCACCAGAGGAUGUGUCAGUCAACCCAAGUACAGUCACAGAAUCUUCGGUUACAAUUUCCUGGAUAUCUGGCAAUGAUGAAGGGGAAGCUCAGUGGUUUUUCAUCAAUUACCGCGAAGUAGAAACAAUGACAGUGUUCAACCCCGACACCCGCGCCAGAAUAGACAAUGAUGUCUUUCAGUAUGUGAUUGAAGGACUUCGUCCUUACACUUUGUAUGAAAUCGAGGUUUUCGCCGAGAAUCAAAAUGGCUUUAGUGACAGCGUCAAACGGAGUUUUAGGACUCGACCUGACACUCCUGAGAAUUUAGGUAUUGUUGUCACCACAAAUCAAGAAACAGGAAGCGUAUCAGUUGACGGUAUUCCCCAAGAUGGCGACAUAUCAACAUGUUUACAGUUAGAAGCUCGUCUUACGGAUCAGAGUCCAUGGUUUAAUUAUGGGGGCUGUCUCGAGACAAACACAGAUCUAGCCAUUCAAGAGGUUCGAUCCAGCUACUGUCGGAAAGGCCUCUGCAGUAUCGCCACGUCUGCAGUGUCAGGUGGAAGACAGUCUAAUAAUGCUGGAUUGAUUGCUGGUCUGGUGAUUCUUGCCAUCAUUGCAUUAAUCAGCAUCACGUUGAAUGUUGUAACAAUCAGAGAUAUCAGAAGAAACAGAGGAUCACAAGGAGAAAACAGACAACCGAAGGAGUAUCGAAAACCCACGCCAGAGGGAAAACGUGCUGUCAUUAAUGAGGCAGUGGAAUACCAAGAUUUGGACGUACCCCUGCAAAUAUUGUCCAUUAAGAGCAGCAGUGAUCCAGGUAAAUCGGCCUACGCCAGUAUUUCCGAAACUGCCUCGGCAUUCUCGCGAGACAAGCUGACAAUUGUACGUGAACUUGGACAAGGUGCCUUUGGAAAGGUGUUGCUGGGUAAAGCUACUGGUAUUGUCCAGUUGGGAACUGCCACUCAAGUAGCACUUAAAACCCUCAGAGAUGGCGCAGAUCUAAUGGAGAGGGGAGAUUUGCUACGAGAGUUGGACUUCAUGAAACAACUUCCAAGCCACGCGAAUGUCGUCAAGCUUCUUGGCUUUUGUGUUGAUAAAGAUCCCAUUUAUAUCAUCAUGGAGUACAUGUCGAAAGGCCCACUCAAAGAUGUCUUAACAAGCAGUCGAGGAAAAGGCAAGCAGGUGUAUAGCAACCUUCAUGGAAGGAGUAAAACUCUGACAUCCAGAGACCUCCUCAAGUUUGCUAAGGACGUGGCUCAGGGUAUGGCCUUCCUUGCUUCACAGCAGUGCAUUCACAGAGAUUUAGCUGCUCGUAAUGUUCUUGUUGGUGAGAACAUGGUGUGUAAGGUGUCUGAUUUCGGACUUGCUCGUGACAUCAAGAAUAAGAGAAUGUACCAAAGACAGUCGGAGGGAUGGUUGCCUAUUCGUUGGAUGGCUCUGGAAUCAGUUGUUGAUGACGUCUACACAACGGAGAGUGACGUAUGGUCCUACGGUAUACUUUUGUGGGAAAUCGUAACACUUGGCGCUCGUCCGUAUCCUACUCUGAAUGCAAAGACAAUGAUAACCAAGCUACAGGAAGGAUAUCGUAUGCCAAGACCCGACCACUGCCAAGACAAAAUAUAUCAGAUGAUGUUAGCCUGUUGGCAGGAGGAAUCUACCGCACGACCGUCUUUCACAGAGAUCGGUCAGAAGCUGGAGAAAGCACUCGAGUCACCACAUGAGUAUAUAACGUUGUCGGAUUAUCAAGAGUUUCAAUACGAAGUCACAAUUCUAAACUCUCCCGAUGAAAGGAUCUAGCAGAAAUAAAUGAUACAAUGUAUACAUCUCACAUCAAAAGCCACGGCUAUGAGGGCGAACGUAUCUUCUAAUUUUCAGUUUAACUAAAAUUGAACGUUUUGGCAAAAGAAGAUCGAUACAGUUGAAAAAGGAGUUCUCCAUCUUCUUCUUGUUAACAGUUACAGCCUUAGCCAUUGAAAGAACUCUUGUACUUAAGUUACUUCUCAACUUUCCAGUAUUUUGGCCUCAGUAUAUCUCAUGGUCAUGUUCCAGUAUUAACCACAAAUGAGGUCAUUUCCUCUCGAGGAAAGCCUUACAGAUCGGUCGUUAAAGUUUUGUAAUUAUGUAUAGUAAUAUGUAAAACUUGGCUUAGCUUUCUGGAAAUAUGGUUUAAAUUUAAGAGGAAAGAACACGUGAAAGAGCUAAACAAUGUGGUUAAUUUCGAGGAAAGAAAAGUAAUCUUUUCAGAACAAUUAUUGAAAUUUUAACAAAAAUACAAAAAUGACAUAAAUACUUUACAAAGCCUUUGACCUGGUUAGAGUACAUCAAUUUAAGAAAUAUGUAGAGUAGGUAUUAUGUGUGUGUUUUCUUUUGUGGGUUUGAAUUAUAGGUAUUUUAUUGAGGAACAAAGUGCCGAAAUACGGUGCCUUGUGGAGACGCAAAAGAAUGGGUUGAAUAGGUCUCCACACAGAUUUCGCGAAACUGAUAUUUGGAAAUAGCUCAAAAAGGAGAAACUUUUAAUGUGUAACAAUCUGUUGCAAUUGGAAGUAUAAGGGACAUUCGGUCCAAAUUUCAGCCCAAGAGAGUGAUUCAUUUUGGAAUGGGAGCAUUUUGAAUAGGUGGUUUCACACGCAACCGAAUUAGUACUGGAGAACAAAGCUAUGUCUCCGCAAGGAUACUAAAUUUGGAAUGUGUGGUCUCUCAUAUAAGGAGAUCAAAAAUCUUAAUGAUUGUUAUUAAAUUGAAGAAAGUAUUACGGAAAGAAA